Molecule: messenger RNA, 690 nt
Organism: Doryrhamphus excisus (bluestripe pipefish)
Lineage: Eukaryota; Metazoa; Chordata; Actinopteri; Syngnathiformes; Syngnathidae
Gene: ccdc12
Product: coiled-coil domain containing 12
Cellular component (GO): U2-type spliceosomal complex; post-mRNA release spliceosomal complex
Source: RefSeq, a predicted model, not a curated record
CCUGGCCUAGGUUCUCUAAUGGAUCGCAGAGACGACUGAGCGGCGUGUAGCGGAGGAGCUAAACAUGGAGAAAAACAUUGGCUCGCUACGGGAUCAAGCCCUGAAGAGAAAAGAGAGGUUAAAAGCACUAAGAGAAAAACAACUUCACGGAAGACCGCAAGAAGAUGGAGAGCCAGAGCAUAAAAAAGCUACACUGGAGGAGGAGGAGGAGAGAACGGAGGAGAGACACAAGGAGCUGAAGCUGAGGAACUACAUUCCAGAGGAUGAAGAGCUGAAGGAGAGGCAGGUCCCCAAAGCCAAACCUGCGUCAGUGGAGGAUAAAGUCAAAGACCAGUUAGAGGCAGCCAAUCCCGAACCCAUCAUCGAAGAAGUGGAUUUGGCUAAUCUGGCGCCAAGGAAACCAGACUGGGAUCUGAAACGGGACGUGGCAAAGAAACUGGAGAAGCUAUCAAGGAGAACACAAAGGGCCAUCGCCGAACUCAUCCGUGAUCGUCUGCGAGGCAGCGAAGAGGAGCUGGCUAGAGUCGUGGGAGCCGUUCAAGAAGACCAGAGGGACUCGGACUGACUUGAUUGAACAGAAGAAAAGCGGAACAUUUUGUUGUCUUUUUAUUUUUGUAUCAUAAAAAUCCAAGCAUACAAUCUGUUUACAUGUUUUCAACUAAAAUAAAAUAGUAAUUUCCACACUUUAAA